AUGGUGAAGUUAAUGUUACUUGGUGCUGCUAAUUCAAGUAGAUUUUAAGAAAUAUAUAAAUAAUUGAUGGUAAAUAGAAAAAUUGGUGAAAUCUACAGGAUGUUUAAAAAAACUAUAAAAUAUAAAAUAUAAUUUUGAUAAUUAAAUCUAUAAAAUCUAAUUUUGAUUAGAUUUUAUAUCUGUAAAAUAUAAUUUUGAUAAUUAAGAAAUCUUAUAUACAAAAAUCUUGUUUGAGAUUUAUUUUUUUGAAUUGUAAAUAAUUAAUAAUUUUUAUGCUAAAAAUAUAUUUAACAACUGCGUAGAAUAAUAGAUUAAUCGAUGAAUCUUUCUCUUUAUUUAUUAUUACUCACAUUUCAUAUUUCCCUGCAAGAAGUAAUAAAAUAGAGCAAAAUAUCAUUCGAUUCAUUGAUCAGUGUAUUUCUAGCCUCAAACAAUAUUUUUUUACUUUUCUUCUCAUUGUCUCGCUUUCUUCUUUCUUAACAUUCUACAUGAUGGAUUAAUGUUUAAGCAAGACAAAUAAAUCUAGUUUUGAAAGAGUUGAAAAGUUGACAAACUUAUGCUUGUAGCAUAGAGGAAAAUUGUGAUUAGUCGCGCGAGAAAAAUGAUGAUACGAACCGGUUUUUCUCUGAUUACGAUAAUAACGUGUAAAACUGCGACUUUCGAUCUUUAAUAGAGGUUAUCGCUUGCUGAUGUAUGUAAAUAUUGCCGAAUUUUUAUUGCAAUAGUUUCAAUUUCUUUGAAUCUUUUCCAAGUUGGAGGAAACGUAUUAAGUACAGUGUUAAUAUAAAACAGAUAGCACGAAGACGUUCUCUGCUUGUUCAACUAAAUUUUUCUUUUCAUCUUUUUUUGUUUAAUUUAUCGUCUAUUUUUUUUCUACAAAGUCCUUUCUUCACCAAAGUUGUUCCAUUAUUUCUGUCAUUGAAAAUCAUCCUAUUAUUUCUAUCACUGAAACUGCUUCCUUUAUUUUUAUCAGUUUCUUAUAUUUAACUCUUUCUAUAAUCUGAGUAUAUGUUUUUAUAUAAUCUAGUGGUUUAAGAAAAAUUUCACUGGUAAAUUCUUUUUCUCGAAACAAAUAUUUUCAUUCUAAAAUUUUCAUUUUAAAGACUUGACUUAACAAACUGGUUUCUAUCAUGUAAUAAGGAUCUCAUUAAGCAAUCCAAAAUUGUUUGAAAGCCUAAAACAGUGAAAAUAUUAGACGAUUAAGACGAUUAAUCUUUUUUACAGAUAGCACAGUAAUACGAUAAUAUAUGCUCACAAAGGUUUAAAUCUGUAGACUGAAUCCUAACAAACCAUUCGAUUUAGCAAAUGGCACAGAGAGAUAUAUUAUAUUGAACAAAUAUUAAUAUUAAUACUAUUAUAAUGUUAAUACAUAAUUAAUUCUAUCAGUUCAUUAAUAGUUUUAUAUUAUAUCAUUAUCAUUAACUUUCAAAUAGGAUACGAAACUUUAAUUAAAAAAAAAUAAAUUUUAGUAUUCUAUUAAUUUAAUAAUAUUUAUAACAUGUUGCAGAGUUUCAAGAUGACCAGUGUCAUCAUCAAGGCUGUUUUGUUGUUGCAUCUUUUCCAAUUGAUAGCUGGCCAAUCACCGUGUUCUAACUAUUUUCAAUAUGUUCAGGAUGACGCUUCAGAUAAACUUAUCGGUUACAUUCAGAUACCAUCACCACCAAAAGGAGUUGACUUGCGAUUAAGUGUCACUUUAAGUAUUGCUGAUGCAUUGCCUUCGAAAUAUGUUGGUCGAUUAGAGUUAGCACGAUCGAAAGAGCAAUCGAUGAAUGCAGUUAAUGAAGGCAGAUCGUUGACAUAUAAAGUCUAUUUUCCUCUUCCUUAUCCGAUACCGUCCUUAACCAGAUUGUGGUUCAAUGAUCAAAUCAUCUGCUCUGGUCCACAUGCAACUGGACCAGUUGUCACCACCAUUAUGUUGAACCACACGUUGUUCCCACCUCAUCCUCUCCGUGUCUUAACGCAACCACCUACAAACACAAAUCCAUUUCCAUCAACUAGACUUGAAUUUCCACCUGAAUUUCCACCUGAAUUUCCACCCUUGCGAACAAGGUCGAACGUGUCAAACAUUACACCCGCGCCAGCAAGUAAUCAAGAAAGUGAUCUGGUGUGUGGUCGAAGCAGUAACAACAAGCAGAUAAAUCCUCUCAUAGUUAAUGGCGAAAGAACGUAUCGCAACCAGUGGCCUUGGCUGGCAGCAAUUUUUAUCGCCAAACUCGAGUUUGAAUUCCAAUGCGCAGGGACGUUAAUCUCGAAUAACCAUAUCAUUACAGCUGCACAUUGUGUUAUGUUAAACGAUGUAAACCUUCCUGCCGGGACGCUUUUGGUAUCCCUGGGACGUUAUCGACUUUUGGAAUGGAGAGAACAGGGCUCAGUGAAUCGAGAAGUAGCCGACUACAAGCUUCAUCCAGAUUAUAACGGAAACGGCAAUGCUGAUUCAGAUCUAGCUAUAUUGGUAUUGCGAGAAAGCGUAAAAUACACUUUGUCGAUCAAGCCAAUUUGUCUUUGGUCUGGAUCUUCGCUUCUUUCGAACGUUGUAGGUAAAGUUGGUCAUGUAGUAGGUUGGGGACUAGAUGAAAAGGGAAAUCCAUACGUUGAGGAGCCUCGGCAGAGCAGGUCACGGAUCGUGGCCCAGGAAGAUUGUCUUUGGAGCAACAGUAAUUUCGUUGCAUUUACUUCAAACCGGACGUUCUGCGCUGGUGAAAAAAAUGGAAGUGGCCCUUGUAACGGCGACAGCGGAAGCGGUUUCGUGAUCUACAAUAGCCAAAUGGAUCGUUAUUAUCUGCGAGGGAUUGUUUCGAGAUCUCUUGUAGAUAAAAAUACUCUGUCUUGUGAUUUAAGGCAAUUCAUCAUUUAUGUGGACGUAGCACAACAUUUAGACUGGAUACAGAGACAGAUUUCUGUUUAA
This is a messenger RNA of Heterotrigona itama, 2905 nucleotides long. The record is from the annotation of a GenBank genome assembly. NCBI's taxonomy places the organism in Eukaryota, Metazoa, Arthropoda, Insecta, Hymenoptera, Apidae.